AUGGUCCCUAAAUCCUCCGAGGCCUUUGCCUCCAUCCCUCCGGACGACCCCCUUCUUCCCGUCCUAAAGGACUGGGUUCAUGCUGAUGACCGCAGCAGCCUCACUCGGGAGUUGGUGCCCCAGGUCGAGACCAAAUAUAAAGAAGCUUUGGCCUCCCAGACCUCCCAGAACUCCGAGUCUUACUCCAAGUGGCUGGAAGAGGCGCAAAAUGAUCACCUCCGCCCCCUUUACCGCUCCCUUCGAGCUGACGAGCAAACCUUGGAACGGCCGUAUCGGGAGUUCACUCCCCUGGCGCGGCCCUAUAGGCGGCUAGAAUUUUGGUGUGAGGUAUGGCAGGGUAACCUGGUGUCGCCAGCCCCGCUCCAGGGGGAAGUAUGGGAUGCCUUGUGUGACUUAGCCCGGGAGCAGGUCCGUUCCCUGCCCAAGCAUUCUGCUAGCUCCGUCGCCAAGAUAUGCGCCGCAAAAAAUCCCAAAAAAGGAGGCCCGGACGGCUGGGAUUUCAACGAUCUUCGGGACCUGCCUUGGGACGCGUAUGCAGUUCUCGCCGAUGUCUUCAACAAAAUGGAGGAGGACCUUGUCAUUCCCCUCCAAGUUUCUCAGGUCCAGAUUGUUCUUCUGGCCAAGAGUGCCUUGAAGGAAAGACCUAUCGGUCUUACAUCAGUCCUAUGGCGGCUUUGGUGUAAGACUCGGCGGUUCUUGGUCGGCCAGUGGCUGGACUCUUACAUUCCUGAUCACCCUUUUGACUCGGCGAUUCCAGGCCGUACCUCGUUAGACGUUGCCCUGGCCAGGAAAUGCUCCAAAGAGUCUGCCAGAGUCAAGGACUUGCACACUGUCUCGUUGUUCGUAGACAUUAAUGGGUUUUACGACAGCGUUUCUUGGCAGAGGCUUUGCGAACAAGGCUUGCGGUUGUCUUUCCCAGCCUUGGCCCUGUGCCUCUCCCUUCGCCUCUACCAAGGUGGUCGCACGGUGGUGGGUGAAUCCCAGCCUAGUCCAACCAUCUUCCCAGGCCGGGGCAUGAUCCAGGGAUGCCCGUACGCUCCCACCUUGGCCAAGCUUACCAUGUCCGAACCCUUACAUAGACUGAACCGAGUCACAGGCUUGGAUCAUUGCGACGUAUGGUUGGACGAUGUCUCUGCAGAUUCCCUCCACGCCUCGCCGGAUAUAGCCGCGGGAGCGGCUUAUGAAGCCUUUCGAGUGCUCAAGUCCAGCCUUCAGGCUGAAGGUCUCGUCCUCAGCCAAGAGAAAACAAAAUUUGUGGCCGGCGCACCCCGCUCAGCUGCGGCGCUGCGAAAGCUGUUGCGGCCAGGGGACCCUGACUUAGUCGACGUGGUCAAGGAUUUAGGCCUUGACAGUGGCAGUGGACGCCGGCGCAGGACCACUACUGCCCAGAAACGCUUCCGGGUAGGUGGCCUCCGUAACCUGAAGUUGGGUAAGCUUCGCAUUCCGUCACGCCGUGUCCGGCUGCGGUUGCAUCGUUCUAGUGUAGUCACUUCGGGUCUUUAUGGCCAUGAGGCACAGGGGGUCGCCCCUAAACAUAUGAAAACUAUGCGCGCAGCGGUGGCCCGACACGCAGGCAGGAGCCGAUACGGUUCAACGGACACCAUCCUAGACAUGACAGCCCAUGAGGUUCAGGAUCCUUACCUUAUUGUGGUGACCCAGCAUGUGGAAAGUCUCUUCAGGAUGAUGGCCAGAUGCAACCGCAUGGGCUGGGAGGCAGUAAAGGACACUUGGAGAGUGGUCUGGAAGCGGCUGGAGGCUGCGAAGCACGGCUGGUCCGUGGUCACCGGACCCAUCUCAGCCAUGUGUCAAUACCUCCGCGACCUCCAGGUCGACGGCCACGAUCCUUCCCGCUGGGUUUUUGAGGAGCGUGUUCUUGAGAUCAAGCCUUCUGAGGUUUCGGUUGUCUGCCAAACCUCGUCCUUCCUCACGGACAUCAUCAAGACCCAGAGGUCUCGUCGCAUGGGAUCGGCCUCGUCGGCAGCGGGUGCUGGUGGCGGGGUCGACUGGACCGUCCCGCGUCGCCUGCUCAAGUCAGUGCGCACUAAAACUACCCGGUACGCUUAUCGGGCGGUUUUCCAAGGGUCCAUUCUCCAUAACGGCAACGGUGGCAAGGAUGUCUGUAAGUUUUGUGGUGAUUCCGGAACCACCUUGCGCCACCUCAUGUAUGAGUGCCCUUCCUUCCCCGGUGGCAUGCGGUUACCGGGGUAUGUUCUGGCGGAGAAGCGCCGUUUCCCUGAGGACUGCCUGUGGCUUCGGGGUAUGCUUCCCCUUAAAUACCUCCCAGUCGCUCCCUUGGGGGACCUAGAAGUGGUCAAGACAGGCGUGUUUCUUACGUCCUCCCAGGUAGUAGCAGACGGGCUGGUGGUUGCUACGGACGCGUCAGGGGGCAUGUUCACCAAGGAUCCGAGAUUGCGAAGGGCCAACCAAUGUGCGGACGAGCUGGCAGGCAAACGGGCUGCCACCAUCUCGCCUGUAGCGGGGCGGAAAGUCCAGGACCUGGAUAGGCUCGUAACCAGGAUCUGUGACUACCUGGACGUAGAUGGCUGUGCUCCGGGUGCCAUCUUACCCUCCUUCCAGGCCUCGGUUUCCACUCCGGAGAUCGAUAUGGCGCGGCGCUUUCCCCGGCUCAUGGCUCCCAUCCUCACCAGUGGCUCCAUGUGGAUUGGGCUAGGACCCGAAGGUGUGCCAGGUGCGGGCCGGUUCCUGUACCACGUGCAAGAGCACCGUUGCCAGGCCCGUGAGUGGCUCCAGGAAAAUGCUGCCAAUGGUCUCCGUGUGCACUCCUACCUUCUGGCCACGUUGGCCACCUUGUUGCACUUGUAUGUCUGUGGGGUAGAUGCCAAGGAUGUUGGCAUUUCCAACCUGAGCCACAGGCCGCAGGUCACGAGGAUGGUUCCCCUUCCGGCCUUCAUCGAUGCCAACAACUGGGGCCCCUCCCAUGGGAGGCCGGAAUGGACUGGCUUUUGGAGGGUAGUUGCCAAAUACUGCCCCCAUGAUGCGGGCUACUUUCGGCAAGUUUCCAGGGGUCCACCCCAGGCGUGUUUUGACCAGAUAUGUAACACCCUGGGACCCUUGGGGGAGGAAGUUCGCUGGCUGUGCACCACCCCGGCCUAG
Molecule: messenger RNA, 3114 nt
Organism: Symbiodinium natans
Lineage: Eukaryota; Dinophyceae; Suessiales; Symbiodiniaceae
Source: the annotation of a GenBank genome assembly